Molecule: messenger RNA, 2181 nt
Organism: Hypoxylon fragiforme
Lineage: Eukaryota; Fungi; Ascomycota; Sordariomycetes; Xylariales; Hypoxylaceae
Product: NUDE protein
Exons: 2
Coding region: 192-1937 (581 amino acids)
Biological process (GO): chromosome segregation; microtubule nucleation; cell migration
Cellular component (GO): kinetochore; kinesin complex; centrosome
Molecular function (GO): microtubule binding
Source: RefSeq, a predicted model, not a curated record
CCUCUUUUUACUCUCCAAAGCCAACAAUAUUUCAACUAGCGUCGCAUACUAGGAUCGAUAAUCGCAUCAAGCCACUUCGUAUACCCCAAGCCCCUAGGGAAUAUUCCCCCACACCGCCAAUGCGACGACAACAUACCUAGGCGGGAUUGACUACGCGUACCGCAUACUAUCAACACUGAUAAUACACAAACAUGACCGAGCCACCAUCUUCACCACCGAACGAGUCUGCUACCCCGGAGGAGUCACUAGCUUGGUACAAGAGACAGUAUGAAUUAUUGGCCGACGAACUAGCCGAAUUCCGUGAAUCUAGUCACGAACUUGAAGCCGAACUCGAGAAGGAUUUGGACACCGCCGACAAGCGACAACGCGACCUGCAACGAAAAGCCGAAGAACUGCAAUUUGAAGUCGACGAAUGGAAAGAAAAAUGCAGGAAAGCAAAGACCGAGGCGAACACAGCGCAGAAUGCGUUGGAGAAGGAGAUUACGAAUCUUCGUGAUGCCAACCGUACUAUGCAGCUGAAGUUGCGCGACAUAGAGGUGGCCAAUGAUGACUUCGAGCGACAGGCGCGAAACACCACUUCCUCUCUUGAGGAUAUGGAAUCCAAGUACAAUGUUGCUAUUGAGAGAGCGGUCAUGAUGGAGGAGGAGGUCAAGAUAGGCGAACAAGAGCGAGAGGCACUGCGAAUCGAAGCCCAAAGAUUGCGCGAGGAGCUUUCCGACCUCAAGGUAGAGGCCGAGAUCAUGCAGGACAAGAUCAAGAAGGCAGAGAAUCGUCAUUUGUCUACGAUUUCUACGGAUAUGUCUAUACCCGAAUCGCCCACAUUCGGAGACUCGCCCCGCUCCAUGGCUAGUUCCCCUCUUAUCACUACACCUCCCGACGAAAUUUCCUUGCCCCCUUCCAGCAAGGGAGCACCUACGAUCAACGAACCUCCGUCGCCACCAAUGUCCGAUGCCUCAGCACCUCUUCCCAAAUUAUCUUCAAAGAUAAAGACCCCAGCAAACUCACAGAAGAGAUCCCGCAUCCCCUCAGCAGACCGCAGCAUUACACCAAAGCCAAAGGGUGCGGUCUCCAGUGGUAUGAAAGCACCAGGCAUGCGUUCUGUUACUAGCACACGCACGCCGGCGCCGUCGCGCACCACUACAAGCCGCGCAACUUCACACAAAAUUCCACCGUCAACGUCCCUUACUCAUAUCCGUACUCUCACUGCCCAGAUGCAACGACUGGAAGCCCGUGUUCAGUCUGCGCGGUCUAAGCUGCCCGCUCCUGUGAUUACGCCGCCUCGCGCAUCUCCGAGACCAUCGGUCAACGGCGUAGGUCAGGUACCACCUACGGUUACGAUGCGUUCGCGAAAGCGCACUAUCGGUUCUUCUACUUCUUCUAUACCAGAUGAAACCCCGACACAGUCUACAAGCAGACACGUAUCAAGACUCAGUACCUCGGGCAUCUCAAGGCUAUCCUUCGGUCCGCUACCGAAUCGAACUAGCAACUACGACCCAGACAGUUCCUCUGUUAGCAUCUCACGACCAAGCAGCCGUGCUAGUAACACGAGCUAUGCGAGACCUGAGAGACCAGCUAGUCGUAGUGAGAUUGCUCGGCCCAUGUCUCGAACAAGCUUUUCAGGUGCGAGAACGCCCAUGGGAUUGCGGUCAAGAAGUUCUAUGAGUGGUAGCUUGCAUAGUCACUCCCAAAGCAUGAACCGCAUCGACCACGACGAAUUUGACGAACGUUUCGAAGAGCGUACCCCAAGUCGCCGGGGAACAUACAGCAAGUACGAUGCCGAUGGCUCGGCUAGUGCCAUACCAGUGCCUAGUUCGCUCCCGAUGCCGCGGCGGCAAAGCGGUGGAAUGCAUUCGGCUCGGAGAACUAGUGCUAGCCAACCGAACGAUCCCGCCACUGGAAGGCCAAGAAAAUUGAGCGACCUUGGGGAGACUUACUAAAGGCCCUUUAAUCUUUCCUUUACUCUUUUCUUGUACCUGUUUCCAGUUCUACAUGUAUUGGACGGCACCGUACAGGCACCAGUAUUUAUACCCCCCGUCGCGGCAUUGAGCCGAGGCGUCACGAGUUAACGGACGGAUUUGCAUAUCAACACUUCUCUACUAGCAUGCCUGUCUGCAUUCAUCAUAAUAGGCUAGGGAUUUUCGGCCGGAUGGUGUCAAUGGGCUUUCAGGCAUAUUUCUUUUC